Molecule: messenger RNA, 1782 nt
Organism: Pogona vitticeps (central bearded dragon)
Lineage: Eukaryota; Metazoa; Chordata; Lepidosauria; Squamata; Agamidae
Source: RefSeq, a predicted model, not a curated record
AUGUUGUCACUAUUCCUGAUACUACUGCUGCUUAUCUUCACUCCUCACUUGGUAGAUACAGUGCACGGCAGUAACUGUGCAUCAAUUGAUGGCCUUCCUAUUCCACAUGAGUGGCAUCAACCCAACGACGUCAACAUUGGCGGCAUCGUCUCUUUCAUCCAUCACCUUUUCCGCCACGUUUUCUUCGUGAAGCGUCCUUCUGAGGAGUCGUACAACAUUGAUGCGGUGAUGACAAAGUUCUACCAGCACACCCUGGCUUUGGUGUUUGCUAUCAAGGAGGUCAAUGAAAAUCCCAGGAUCUUGCCCAACGUCACACUUGGAUUCCACAUCUUUGACAGCUACUCUCACGCAAGGCUGGCCUAUCAGGUCACCCUGGACCUUCUCUUCAGAUCAAAAGCAUCAAAGCCUAAUUAUAAAUGUGGCAAACAGAACAAUCUAAUAGGAGUCAUUGGAGGAUUUAACCUUGAGAUCUCCUCAUACAUGGCAGGAAUCUUAGAUCGCUACAAGAUACCGCAGCUGCACUCUUUCAUCCAGAGGACAUCAUUUAACAAUAACGCCGGAGACGAAAUUGCAUUUAAUGAACAUGGAGAACUAGCCGGUGGUUUUGAUAUCACAAACUUGAUCACUUUCCCAAAUAAUUCCUAUGUCAGAGUUAAAGUGGGAAGACUGGAUCCACAAGCUCCCGUUGGCAAAGAGCUGGACCUCAAUGAGGAGAAAAUCCAGUGGCAUCAAAACUUCACCCAGCUACCUCCCUUCUCCCUCUGUAAUGACAAGUGUCAGCCUGGGCACAACAAGCAGAAGAAAGAGAAAGAGGUCUUUUGUUGCUACGACUGUGUUUUCUGUCCCGAAGGGAAGAUGGCAAACCAAACAGACAUGGAUGCCUGCAUCAGCUGCUCAGAAGAUCAAUAUCCCGACCAAGGCAGAGACAGCUGCAUUCCUAAAGUUCAAAGUUUUCUUUCAUGGACAGAAACUCUGGGCAUUAUUUUGACUUCUCUGGCCCUUUUCCUUGCUCUGAUCACAGGUCUGGUGCUUGCACUCUUCGUUAAGCGACGGGACACCCCCCUCGUCAAAGCCAACAAUCGAAGCCUCAGCUACCUUCUCCUUGUGUCCCUCCUCUUCUGCUUCCUCUGUUCCUUGCUGUUUAUUGGACAGCCCAAUAAGGUGACCUGCCUUCUGAGACAAAUAGCUUUUGGCAUUAUCUUCUCCCUUGCUGUGUCUUCUGUUUUGGCCAAAACCAUUGUAGUGAUCAUGGCUUUCAUGGCCUCUAGGCCGGGAAGCAAAUUCCAUAAAUGGGUGGGAAACAGAUUGGCUUAUUGUAUUGUCUGGUCGUGCUCCCUCAUCCAAGUAGGUAUUUGUGCUCUUUGGUUGGGUACAUCUCCCCCAUCCCCAGCCUUCAACACACAUUUGUUCACUGACAAAAUCAUACUGGAGUGUAAUGAAGGGUCGGUCACCAUGUUUUACAGUAUUUGGGGCUACAUGGUCUUCCUCUCCAUCGUCAGCUUCUCGGUUGCGUUCCUAGCUAGAAAGUUGCCCGACAGCUUUAACGAAGCCAAAUUUAUCACCUUCAGUAUGUUGGUCUUUUGUAGUGUUUGGUUAUCAUUUGUCCCAACCUAUCUGAGUACUAAAGGGAAAGACAUGGUGGCUGUGGAGAUCUUCUCCAUCUUAGCUUCCAGUGGCGGGUUACUGGGUUGCAUCUUUUCCCCAAAAUGUUACAUUAUUGUGUUGAGACCCGAUUUGAACAGCAAGGAACAGCUAGUAAGGAAAAAACACCCCUGUAGCUAA